This is a messenger RNA of Eimeria necatrix, 1458 nucleotides long. RefSeq names its product protein phosphatase 2C, putative. Lineage: Eukaryota; Apicomplexa; Conoidasida; Eucoccidiorida; Eimeriidae. The record is from RefSeq and is a predicted model, not a curated record. Gene Ontology annotation, molecular function: protein serine/threonine phosphatase activity; cation binding. The transcript has 6 exons. Gene Ontology annotation, biological process: protein dephosphorylation. The annotation marks the transcript as partial.
AUGGGAGCUUGUGGGAGCAAAAAGAGGCAGCUGAGUCGCACCAGCGAUCAGCAGCAGCAGCAGCAGCAGCAGCAGCAGCAGCAGCAGAGGGAUCGGCAGGAGCAGCAGCAGGGGGACCCGCAGCAGCGGCUGCAGCCGCCGGAGGGCAGCGAGGCAGCGCGGGGCGCUGCUGCUGCAGACGGCGCAGCAGCAGCAGCAGCAGCAGCAGCAGCAGCAGCAGGAAGCAGCCUCAUCCCGAAGCAAAAGAGCCUCCGGGAGCAGCAGCGGCGAAGACUUUCUGUGUCUGUGACUUCAGUGCAGGAUUCUUUCGAAGGAGAAGCUGCUUCGGACGGCGCAGCAGCAGCAGCAGCAGCAGCAGCAGCAGCAGCAGCAGCAGCAGAGGGCACCGACAGCAGCCGCAGCAGGCCCAACGGCCUCCGCGGUGUACAUACACCCCGCAGCCUCAAACCCUCCGCUACUUCUCUCCGAGUGGAAAGCACAAAAAUAAAGUCUCCGUCUUUGUCGAGUCAAGAAGACUGCAGCAGCAACAGCAGCAGGAGAGCAGCAGCAGCAGCAGCAGCAGCAGCAGCAGCGCCUGCAGCAGCAGCAGCAGCAGCAGGCGAGCCCCUCUCCCCCCGCGAGGGCGCCCUCGACAGCCUGCCGCUGCGGCGGCCGCUGUCGUCAACAGCAGCAACAGCAGCAGCAGCAACUCCAGCAGCAGCAGAAGCUCCCCACAGCCCCCGCAGCAGCAGCAGCAGCAGCAGCAGCAGCAAAGGGUUUUGCCCCGAACUCCCGCUGCUGUUCUCCCCACUCCCUUUUCCCCCAGAAGAAGCAGCAAAACAUCUCGAGGAAAUCACUGCGCAGUUUUUGCUGCAGCACUUCACUGCAGACUCCGAAGACAAAGACAGAUGCGCGCUGUCGGCGACUGAGGAGUGCGAGCACUUCGACGAAUUUCAGGCUCAAAUUGGCGUCGGCUGUUCUUGCAAAAAGGGUUUGAAGCCGGAGAGUCCAAACCAAGAUGACUUUUCCUUCAUUCGGUGUUCGAGCUUCGGGGUUUACGGGGUUUUCGACGGCCACGGCCCCUGCGGCCACCAAGCCUCCGACUUCGUCCACCGCGUGCUGCUGCUGCUGCUGCUGUCGCACCCUUUGCUGCGGAGCGACGUUUGUGCUGCACUUCGGGGGGCUUUCCACGCGACGCACAAGGCGCUGCUGGAAUACGCUGCAGCAGAUAAGGGCGCCAUUGUGCCAGCCUUCAGCACAGUAGACCACAAGCCGACGAACCCCGCGGAGAAAAAGCGGAUUGAGGCGGCAGGCAAGUUGAGGGGUUUUGCAGGGGGCGAGGUGAUGCGGCUGGACUGCGACAUCCCGCAUAGGGUUUUCGUCAAAGACCAUUUAUUUCCAGGACUUGCAAUGAGCAGAGCCAUUGGGGACGGAAUAGCCCACCAGAUCGGAGUGGUUUCCGAACCCGAAAUCGCUCAA